GCCGAGGUAACAUCGUUCCGCGGUAGAUAUACACCCCUAUUAUAAUUCGAAUUCGCCUCGUUCGACCGAACAUUGUCGUGUGGAGUGCAGUGAAUUAACGUGGUAGUGCUCUUCGAAUGUUAUAGUCGCCUGGUACCAAAUCGGACUUAUGGUUUUAAAUGAAAAAUGUAAACGGCGAGCGUAAUGCGCCUACGCCUGUGAUGUCUCUAAUAUGCAGUGGGACAGCCUCUACUUCGUGUUUCUAGCGUUAUGCUGCAUCCAUACUGCAUCUGAACCGUUGCGCUUUCCUGAAGAUUAUCGAACGAAUGUUGUUCGAAGACGACGAAGCGAUGAGAAGGACAAUCUCGCCUUGUCCAGGGAGAUAUUCAAAAAUAUCACGAAGCAACUACGCGAAAAUAUCAAGCGUGAAGGAGCGACUGACAGAAACGAUCAUUUGUUACAGAACAAGGUAGAAGAGUCUCGCUCCUAUGUGCCAUACCAGAGUUACCACGAUCACCAUCAUGAACACCACUGGGGCCCGUACUUCGAGGAGGAGAAGUACACCCAAGUGACGGCCCAUGUUGGGGCAGAGGCCUUGUUGAAUUGUAGAGUCGUCAUGCUCAAGGACAAAACGGUGAUGUGGUUGAGAAACACAACGGAGUCAGCACAACUCCUCACCGUUGGUCCAGCUUUAUACGCCGGCGACAAUAGGAUAGCAGUAAAGUUCCAAUACCCAAACAACUGGAGACUUAGUAUGAAUCCAGUGAAACUAACUGACGCUGGUCACUAUAUGUGCCAAAUAUCCACACAUCCCCCAAGAACGAUAUUCACAAACCUCACAGUUUUACCUCCCGUAAUCUCCAUAAAUGGUGAUGAAACACAUGAUGUGAAAGACAGAUUUUAUAAAGCGGGUAGCGCUAUCAAAUUAUCUUGUAUCAUAUCAGAACAAUAUGUGUCAUCUAUACCUACUAAGACCCCAGUAACGACGCCUGUACCAACAACUACACCCUUACCUACAACUACUACAACAGAAUUAACUACAAAAAUGAGUACAAUAUUCAAUAGAAUAGAUUUAAUGAUGAAUAAAAGCUGGAGUGUCGAGACGACGACGAUUACUUCAACUGUUAGCGUAAGUACUACAACUAAGAAAGCACCAGAGAAGACCACGACUGAACUGACUACUAUGAAACCUACAACACCUCCUAUAGAAAAUAAUAUUUAUGGAAUUUUUUGGAAGAAACAAGGAAAGGAUUUUACUGAUAACGUCACUUGGCGGAAUAUGAGUGCUACUAUCAGUGUAAGUUCAGCAUCACAGAAUGACAGUGGGACGUAUACAUGUCACCUGCAGAACCAUUCGCAAGUCACGAUAAAUGUUCACGUUUUGAUUGGGGAGAAUCAAGCCGCUGUACAACACAACACAGGGAACAAAGGAACACUUUUCUGGCAACCCCAAAUUUUGGCCUUUGUCUCAUGCACAACACUUUUAUUAUUUUACCCGUGA
Messenger RNA from Spodoptera exigua (beet armyworm), 1480 nucleotides. NCBI's taxonomy places the organism in Eukaryota, Metazoa, Arthropoda, Insecta, Lepidoptera, Noctuidae. The record is from the annotation of a GenBank genome assembly.